AUGCUCGAGGCCGCAGCCACGUCUCUCGCAAGCAUAUUGGUGCUUGCUAUCGGUUUCGGGAGUGCUGGAUACCUGUAUCACAAGUUCUACAAGCACCUCGUGCUGAAGAAGAUGGCCAAUGCCUUUGAGCCGGGUGACCCUGUGCUGGAGCUCGCCGCAUUCGGCAAGGGAAUCAACCUGAAGUCGGAAACACAACCAGAAGACAAUGAUGCUAUAGCUGCAGCGCAUUGGAUACAACGGCCGGAGCAGGCGGUAGUGGAUCGUAUCGUGAUGGGUCAGGAGGUCGGACACUACCAUCUCAUCAUAGGCGAGAAAGGUAGCGGUAAAAGCAGUAUGCUGCUCGAUGCAAUGCGCAAGAUCGACGGCGAUGGUAUAGCCAUGUUCGAGGCCCAUGCCGACCUCGAGAUCUUCCGUAUCCGCUUGGGCAAGGCUCUCGAUUACGAGUUCCACGAGGAUUAUAUCGGCGGCUACUUCAGCGAGCGCGGUCCUCGAGACACAACAGCACUGCUGGAUAUCGAGAGGGCACUGAACAAGCUCGAGAAGGUGGCCAUGCUGCGGCGAGCCAGGGUCGGACGGCCGCUGGUGCUCAUCAUCAACCAGAUGCACUUGGUCCGCGAUGAUGAAGAUGGCAAGGAUCUCAUCGAGCUGCUACAGCAGCGCGCAGAGCAAUGGGCUGCCUCGAACCUGGUGACUAUGGUCUUCAACAGUGAUGACUACUGGGUGUAUGAGCGGCUCAAGCAGCUGGCCACGCGCAUGGAGGUCCUCAGCGUUACCGACCUGCCCAAGAUACAAGCCACGGCCGCAUUGCAGCGCUAUCGUUCCCGGUACUUCAGCGAAAGGCUGUCGAACGAGAUGGCGGAGAAGGUAUACGACCAGAUUGGCGGACGGUUGACGUUCUUGAACCGUGUGGCCAAGAGCAAGGAUAUGAUGAAGACCUGUGAGCAGAUCAUUGAGAUUGAGAAGACUUGGUUUCUCAACCAGUGCUGGAUUCUUGGAGCAGAAAUGGAUGACGAUGUCAUGGACCAGCAGAAGUGGGCUGCAGCAGCAAUGGUUCUCGCCCUAGCCCUCGUCGACAAGGAAGCCGACAUGGACAAGACCUACGACCCGGUGAUCGGGCACAUACUCCCGUCGUACCCGCUGCACAAGGCGCAGGAGAUCAUGACGCGCGCCGACUUUGUGCGGCCGCUCGACCGCCUCAACCUCUUCAGUAUCACGAGCCGCGCGCAGGUCCGGGCCAGCUCGGUGCCCAUGCAUCUGGCGUUCCGCGAGAUCUGCUCCGAGCCGGGCUUCCGCGAACACCUGGACAAGACGAUCCAGCGCAUCGCCGACAUCGAGAGCCUGGGCCGCACGCGCGAGCUGGUCGCGAAGGACCUGGUGCUGGGCGGGAAAUACGAGAUCGGCAGGGAUUGGGUUGGUUCUGGAGCUGGUGGUGGUGUGGUCGUCUCGCUGCGACAACCGCCGCCGCCCAAGGAGUCUGAUGAACGUUCAGGCGGUGGCCCGUAG
Phaeoacremonium minimum UCRPA7 is the source of this 1503-nucleotide messenger RNA. RefSeq lists its product as hypothetical. The record is from RefSeq and is a predicted model, not a curated record. NCBI's taxonomy places the organism in Eukaryota, Fungi, Ascomycota, Sordariomycetes, Togniniales, Togniniaceae. The transcript has 3 exons. The coding region runs from base 1 to 1503 and encodes 500 amino acids.